UUUGCCGUGGCUGGUCGUGCGCGUCCUGAGCGCUCUGGCUCACCUGGACAACCCUCCUCCCCGCCCCGCGCCUUGUCCCACCUAAACUUCUCGGAGAGCCUGGGUCGCGCUGCGCGCCGUCCCCCCCUCGCAUUCUUGCUCCCCGGGCAGGCGGCAGGCGGCGGCGGGAGUCGGGACGCGCGGCGAGAGGGGCGCCCCCGCCGGCCCCUCUGGGAACAUGGCGACCGGCGGCUACCGGAGCGGCGGCAGCACCACGGACUUCCUGGAGGAGUGGAAGGCGAAGCGCGAGAAGAUGCGCGCGAAGCAGAACCCCGCGGGCCCGGGUUCUGGCGGCGGCGGCGGCGAUCCUGCCGCUAAGUCCCCUGCGGGACCACUGUCCCCAGCCGCGGUCGCCGGGACCUCCGAGCUCAACCACGGCCCCGCGGGCGCGGCCGCACCUGCUGUCCCCGGGCCCACCGCCCUGAACUGCGCUCUGGGUCCCUCGGCGCUGCCCCGCUCGGCUCCCGGCUCUCGGCGGCCGGAGGAGGAAUGCUCGACCGCCGCUGCAGUCGCGGGGGGGCCCGCGUCCCGGGGCGACGAGGAAGAACCGGACGGCGCCCCGGAGAAGGGCCGCAGCUCGGGGCCCAGCGCCAGGAAAGGCAAGGGGCAGAUCGAGAAGAGGAAGCUGCGGGAGAAGCGGCGCUCCACCGGCGUGGUCAACAUCCCCGCCGCGGAGUGCUUAGAUGAGUACGAAGAUGACGAAGCCGGCCAGAAAGAGCGGAAACGAGAAGACGCCAUCACACAGCAGAACACCAUUCAGAACGAAGCUGCGAGCCUCUUAGACCCAGGCACUUCCUACCUGUCCCAGGACCCGUCAAGAACAGUUCCGGGCAGAUACAAGAGCACAAGCACUGCUCCAGAAGAUGACGCCUCCAGCCGAUAUCCCCGAACAGACAGAGGUGGCUUCAACAGACACAGCAGAGAUGCCAAUAUGGCGGGCAGCUUCGCCUCCAGUACCACAUUGGAAAAGAGAAUUGAAGAUCUCGAAAAGGAAAUAGCCAGAGAAAGGCAAGAAAACCUCAGGCUUGUGAGAUUGAUGCAAGACAAAGAGGAAAUGAUCGGAAAACUCAAGGAAGAGAUCGAUUUGUUAAACAGAGACCUUGAUGACAUAGAAGAUGAAAAUGAACAGCUCAAGCAGGAGAAUAAAACUCUUUUGAAAGUUGUCGGGCAGCUGACAAGGUAGAAGACUCACGGCUCGGUGUGGAGAAUCUGUUUUUAAACUACUGAUUGAAUGUCAUGGCUAAGGCAGAGAAGAUGCGCUCCCGUGAAGCAAUACAUUGAGAAAACUGUAUUUAUUUCUGACAAACAGAUGGAUACCGGUUUGCAAGAUUACUCCUUUUCAUUAUUAGCCUUAAAAAGUAUCAACCCUGUAUUUCACAAAUUCGUGAACAUUUUUAGUUAUUAAAAGGAUAAGGUAAUGUCUCUUGGUUUUGUGUGAUAGCCCAGUAAUAUAUGGUUCAAAGUAGCAGCCAUUUGCAUAUAUUUUAAUCUAGGUUAGUACAUAUUCUCCCUACAGGAAUAUGCCUAGUCUUUGUUUACAUGAAUUCAAGUACUUGGGGAGUCGCCUACAAAUGCUUUAUUACUAAUGUGUGCAGUCUUCUGUGUGUUAAUACUUGCUCAUAAAGACCUCUCUGAGGUCAUCUUUCUUUCCAUGUGCUCAAAUGAUUCUGAGUAGUGAUGGACACACUAUUUUGUAUAGCGGUAAUCUUGAAAGGAACGCGAUUUUAUAGAGUUACUCAAUGUGUUCUAGCUGGCUAAAUGUAAACUUAAGAGAAUACUUGAACUGUGUUAUAGUAAGUGAAAAUUUACUAUUUUGUGUUUGAAUUUUGAAAAAUUUCAAUUAUUUCUGAAAAAAAAACAGUUAAUGUAUAGUUUCUUAUGUAGGUACUAUCAUAUCAUUUUUUUUUAUGGCUCUAGGUUUUCUCAGUAAAUAUGGGAUAUUUAAAAAGUGGCUUAUCCUUCAGGCCUCGAGUUGUGGACAGUUUCAGUGUUGAAGAAAAUCGAUGCCUUGAAUAGCAUGUGCUUCAAAAUCAGAACCGAAAUAUUUUUCCACACUUGAAAAUAUUUGUACAUUUGUUAAGCAGAAUAGCUCAGCUGAUUCCUGACUUGGAGAAACACAGGGAUGCGAUUUUCCUCAUGGGAGAACAGUCCCGUGUCCCAAGGGCUCCUGCUUCCUAAUACUGAAAAUCCUAAAGAGACCAUAUUUGAAGAUUUAUAAAAUAAAGUUGGCUCCUGUUCAAUA
Messenger RNA from Microtus ochrogaster (prairie vole), 2281 nucleotides. RefSeq names its product pro-apoptotic WT1 regulator (gene Pawr). NCBI's taxonomy places the organism in Eukaryota, Metazoa, Chordata, Mammalia, Rodentia, Cricetidae. The record is from RefSeq and is a predicted model, not a curated record. Gene Ontology annotation, cellular component: cytoplasm. Gene Ontology annotation, biological process: positive regulation of apoptotic process; apoptotic process.